AUGGGUAUACUAUUUCCUCCAGAAGAUGAUGAUCUAUAUUCUGACAUUCCAAGUCAUAAGGCAUUUACUCGUGCAUAUCUUUCGACAGUUACUGCAGACCUUGGCCAGGACAACUUCCUGACAUGUCCACUUGGUAUACUGUUCACACUCGGUAUCCUGUUAGGUUCUGGUGGUGCUGAAGGUAGAACAGGUUAUCAAAUUGGAAAAACAAUGAGACUGAGAUCAACAUAUUGUUCAUGGGAUUCUUCGGAUGCUGAAGAAAAAGCGAAAUCAUUAUAUAAAGAGCUUAAUGACUCGCUUACUUCAGAGAAAACCUUUUUAAAUGAGAAAGAAGAAAAGGUUGUUAGAAUAUCAACAGGUAUAUUUGUACAAAAUAAUUAUGAAGUUGAAAGAAGUUUUAACGAAAGUAUUGAAAAUGACUUUGAAGGCGAAUUGAAACAGGUGGAUUUUCUUAAUCCAACUAAUGCUACACUUGAAAUCAAUGAUUGGGUUGAUCAACAGUCUAAUGGUUUAUUGAAAAAAUUCUUUAUAGAUGAUAUUCCAGAUGAUACUGCAAUGAUACUGGUAAAUGUUUUCUACUUUAGAGAUUUUUGGGAGAGUCCAUUUGAGCCUCAUUACACUAGAAAAGAGAAUUUUGAUAUUUCGCCGAACCAUCAAAUAACAGUUCAUAUGAUGACUCAAGAUGCAGUAAUGAUGUAUGGAAAAUUCGAAGAUGAAGGAUUUGAGAUCGUCAGUAAAUCAUUAAAUAACACACGUUUCUCAUUUGUUAUCGUGUUACCUCUUGAAAAGUGGUCGUUAAAUGGUUCAAUGGAACUUUUGAAUGGCAAUAAAGUUUUAAGUGAAUACGUAAAGAAUUUGAAAGAGACGACAGUGUCAUUACGAUUACCGAAAUUUACAUUGAAAAAUACACUUGACCUUGUGCCGACAUUGAAGUCUAUCGGUGUUGUCGAUUUGUUUGAUCCAGUGAAAGCUGAUCUGUCAGAUUCAGAUGAACCUAGAAAGAAUACAUCAGUGCAGAUUGGUAACACCGUUCUUGGAAAAUCCGAUCAUAAUAAUAUCGACUGGAAAAGUCUCUCAUUAGCUGUAGUGUGGUUAUGUAGAUCAAUCUUAGAUUCAUUAUCUGCAGAAAUGACAUCUAUAGACAAUGAAGUGAGUUAA
Messenger RNA from Schistosoma spindalis, 1158 nucleotides. The record is from the annotation of a GenBank genome assembly. NCBI's taxonomy places the organism in Eukaryota, Metazoa, Platyhelminthes, Trematoda, Strigeidida, Schistosomatidae.